GUACUGUGGAGUCCACUGCGCUGACAGAAGCCACCUGUUCCACCAGACGUGCCUUGGAGCCGGUUACUGGAGCUCGUUGCAUGACCCUGAGUGAUUUAUCCCUUCUCAGCCUCAGGGUCUCUAUACGUCGGCUGGGGCUGCUCCUGGAGCCCUCGCAGACUGGGCUCCUCCAUGGCGUGCAGAUGACGCCUUCCUCUACCCCACUUCGAGUUCAGGCUUCUCCAGAAUGCUGGCUCUCAAGGUUGACUUAGACCCCGAUGGUCAGGCGGAAACCUCAGAAGACUGCCCUAGGAGCCCAGCUCUGCUUCAGGCCCUUACGAACUGCAAACAAUCAGAAGCCAAUUUGACAAGCUGGUGGAGGAUGCUGUCCGGAAUGAAUAGAGCAGUGAAGACCACAUCCAAAAGCCUUAGGACAUCCGCCUGAACUUGAAGAGAAUUUCAAUUGCAAGGGAUUCUUGCAAUUUUGUUUCACUCUUGGAGCACAAAUUGGAGCAUGUUGGUCAUGUCUGGAAGGAAAUCCAUCUUGACGCUUGUUCUGACAAAGAGAGAAGCACUUACUGAGUGCCGCUGUGGCUGGCCUGGACAACUCCUCGGAGGUAAAUGACUUCCGUUGUCCCCUUACAGAGAAGAUGCGAGCGCUGAGGCAAGCGAUAGGGGCGGCUGGAAUUGGCAGGCAGACUCUCACUGACUCCACCCAGAAGGUAGAAGAAAAUCCUCCUCGUACGGCUGGCAUAAACAGGACCCAGGAAGCUGGCGUAAGCUGCCCCAGGACACCCCAGCCAACUGGACACUGGAUUGUAGCCCGGGCGUGCUGUUCGUGGUGGCUGCCUGCGGCAUUCACUGACGUGACAAGCACCUUCACCAUAUCCGCCACUGUCCCUUCUCUCCUCCCAGGAUGUGAGACUGGCUGAGAGACAAGCCGAGCCAAGCAGUGCCCUGCCUACCUGCUAGAAUGUUCCUCAUGAAUGCCCCGCCAGUGGUGGCCCUCCAGUCCAGAUGGGAGGCCUUUGGCCAGCCCAGAAGCUUCCACCUUCCUGACUGCUUCUCAGAGUCCAAAGAGGACGUGGCCAGGGCCUCAGUGAGUGCCAGAGUGCAGAUGAUCAUCAGCACGCUGCAGCGGGACAAGGCUGUGCUGGGCAUGAGCAAUGAGCGCCCGGUGCAGAGAGGCCAGCGUGCGGAGAGGUGCCGGGGCACCAGACCAGCCGCCAGCCCCGCGGCGCGCAGGGAGCAGCCUGCCUUCCCCGCCUGCGGCCUGCCUGCCCACUGCGACCUCCUGGGGAAGGACCAAGUUGCCAGCCUCGGUUCCUCGGAGCCGGAUUCUGACAGCGAUGACUCCGUGGACCGGGACAUCGAGGAAGCCAUCCAAGAGUAUCUGAGGGCCAGGGGGGUCGCUUCCGGGCCUUUGUCUCAAGGAGCCCCUAUCCCCACAGAGCCUGCCCACAGCAGCACCAUACUCACCUUGGGUCCCCCAAAACUUGCCCUUAGCUCAGGCAGUGUCCCUGGUGAUUCUGUGGGAGCCAGUGCGGGCCAGGGUUCUACUUCUCCUGUGAGCGUGAGCAGUGAGGACUCCUUCGAACAGAGCAUCCGGGCAGAAAUAGAGCAGUUUCUGAGUGAGAAGAGACAGCAUGAGCCCCCCAAAGGUGAAGAGUCUCUGGAGAAAAAGUCAGACCAGAACCAAAGCUCGGUCCGACUGAAAGUGAACAGAGAGCCCCCAGCCCGGGCAGCACCUCAGCCUGCUCCAACGGGUACCUGUAAGGAAUUCGUCUUCCGCAAACCUCCCAGGCUAGCGAAGAUGAGCGGGCAGCCCAAGGACCCGGUCAGCACACGGCCAGCCGCCCCCAGGCCAGAGGCUACGCAGAGCCGGGGUGGGGCGAGGAGGAGCACGGCCGCCAGGCGCAGCCCACGCGUCAGGAGCUCAGCCCUGGUGCAGCCGGCGUCUGACUCCAGUAGCGACGAUGGCAUUGAGGAGGCCAUCCAGCUGUACCAGCUGGAGAAAACCAGGAAGGAGGCCGGCGGAGAUGUGCCACCCAGAGCCCAGCUCCAAGAGGAGAGAGGGCCCGACCCUCCUGCCACCAGCCCCAGCAGCACCCUACAGAGUGCCUUGCCCGAAGUCCACAGGAGACCCCCAAACAAGAAGAAGCCAGUGGCCCUGAAGGUUGUGGACUCCACCCAAGGGUGCCUCCACCCUGACCAGCCCUCCAAGCUCCAGAAGGAUGUCAAGGCCUCUGCACCCCCGGUGCACGCAGCGGCCAGGAGUGAGCCUGCUCACCGAGCCACCUGCCGAGCAGACACCUCUGCAGAGCUGAUGUGUGCCGAAGCCAUCCUGGACAUUUCUAAAACCAUCCUACCGGCCCCCGCCGAAGGAAGUGACAGGCCUCCUUCUGCCAGCCCGCUUCUCUCUCCCCCGGGCGUGGCUCCCCCCUCUGAUGGUGACAGCAGUGCCAUCGACAGCGAUGACAGCAUAGAGCAGGAGAUCAGGACGUUUCUGGCUCUCAAGGCACAGGUAGGGAGUCCGCAGCCUUCCCAGGGCCCGGCGUCCCCGCCCGGCCCCAAUAGCCAGCCUGGCAUCCUCAAGGCCCCUCUCUCCAAAACACCAGAUCUGCCUCUGAGCUGUAAGCGGAAGCGAAGAGGUAGAGGCAGCACUGCCAUGCCCAAGAAAACAAGAGGUGUGAGAGAAAGAGCCCAGGACAUUGACCACAAGGCCCAGCCGAGCCACGAUGGAAGAGAUCCACCCGGCCAGGCCAAACCCAGCGAGGCCCCAGGAGGGGAGAGUGAGGCCAGAAGACAGCUUUUGCCUCUCAACACAGUUGGGCUUAGUGACGGACAAGUGUCUCAAGGCCAUGGGAGUCAUACGAGGGCCAGUGAAGGGAGAGGUGCUGGUGAGAAAGAGAGCUCUGAGGACAAGAGCAGCUCACUGGACAGCGACGAGGACCUUGACACGGCCAUCAAGGACUUGCUAAGAUCCAAGAGGAAGCUCAAGAAGAGGUGCCGGGACCCCAGGGCUACGUGCAAGAAGAAGGUCAGGUUCGGCACCACAGAGAUGCGGUUCGGCGAGAAACCAGGCAGCCUCGCAGGAGACUGGAAAGACCAUGGUGGCCCGCAGGUGCUGCGGAGCUGUUUGUCCAAGUGCAGAAGGGACAGCAGGGAUGGCCCAGGGAGAGGCCACGUCUUCAGCAAUGUGGCAGAGAAAACGAAGCCAGGUGGUGCGGGAGGAGAGGAUGCGCCCCUGACCUUCCUGCCCAGGAGUAGAAGCCCAGGAGCAACUCUUCUCUUGAGGGACCAGGGAGGCAGUGAAUGUCCUGCGUUGGCCCCCCAGCCCGUGUCCGAGGACAGCUCUGUGGACAGCGAUGACAGCAUUGAACUGGAAAUCAGGAGGUUUUUGGCAGAAAAAGCCAAGGAGUCUGUGCGCGGUUCAGAACCUCGAGGAGAGAGCCCUGCCCCUCUCCAACUGGGCGGCCCUGCCAGGCCAGAGGCGCCCUGCAGGAAAGAGCCAACUCCGGGACCACAGCCCGGUGUGUGCACGCGAAGCCAGAGGGCCAGGGCAGCCCCCCAGCUGGCUGAAGGAGGAAGAGGCUCAGAGAGAGUUAGGGCUCAGGUGGCCAGCUUCUUGAGCCAUACUGGGAAGAGUACCCCUCGCUCCGAGCAGACUCCUCGCCUCCCUGCCGCUCCAGGCAGGUGUGAGCCAUCGCUGCCCAGGGGUGCCAGCGGCGGCAGCUCUGCCAAAGGACCUCCGGCAUGCAGGAGAAAUGUCUGCGCUCACAAAGACCAGAGUCUACAAGGUGCUGAGCCCAGCGUGGCGGAAAGUGCUUUCACCCAGCUGCCCAGAGGUUCUAAAGCGGGCACCACCGAAGCUGGGAGCGCCAGGGGGACCUUUCACGUGAACUACGGCAACCAGAGCUUGCUGACCCCCAGCCCGGGGCCUCAGGCAAACCUCACCCUCCCCUGGAACGACUUCACCCACCAGAGCAGGCUGCCCAACCCGUGGGCCCUGAACUCAAGUCAAGGCACAGCAUGGACAGGCGUCUUUGGGGGUGAGAAAGAGAAAGGUACCACUUCACAGGCCAGGGGCCCACCCAGCCUCACCUCGAGCCCCAGGAAGAACCUUCCCUCCUCGGGCUUCUCUCCCCUGCUCUCCACCCAGCUCUUCCACUUUGGGAAAAGCUUCUCCUGGGGGAGCAAACAGUCCAGCCUCUUCAGUCCCCAUCUGAGCCUCCCUCUGCAGGGCCCCGCCUUCUCCGCCUUCAGGGAGAGCCAGCCCGGCCGAGGCCCUGUGUUUGGAAACCCACAUCUGCUCGUGAAGAAGGACAGUGGCCACUGGCCGACCGGGAAGGCUCAGUGCAGCGUCAGUGUACGUGACAGGCGGAACUCGGGCUCCGAGGACAGCAUCCUAGACCUGAGGUAUGGACACAGGGCUGACAGGGACAACCAGGACCGGGAAGCACUGGGCAGUGACGCCAGUGAAUUCAGUGACGCCUCCGUAGAGGAGGGAGGCAGCAGCGCAAAGAAGGGCAGAGUCCUCAAGCUGUGACCCAGCGUCCUGGCUUCUCGCCAUGUUGGUAUGGAGGGUCCCUUCCACAGAGCCUUGUAUAAUAGGUACACUGACCUCAAGUGACAUUUUUAUUUAACAGAUGUGUCCUAGUCAAUACAGUUUUGUAGCUUUUUGUAAAUUAUUUAAAGUGCUGUAAGAAAUAUUUUUGGGAAACGUCAAUUUUGCAGGGCAUUCCUAACUGCAGCUUUCUGUGAUCCGCGUGCGUGUGGUAGAUUAGAAAACUUGGUUCUCACCGUCCCCUUAAGGGUCAAAGUCUGAGGCCAGUACCUUUGGCCUCUUGCCGGUGCAGAGAUGUUCAGGCCUGGGGACGGUGACAGCGGCCCACCUCAGAAGCACUAAAUGGCAGAGGUGUGUCAGGACACCUCUGGGACAGUACUUUUUAUAAAGGACCCAGUGCCUGACCUCUGAUGGCUGCAGUCCCAGCCUUCAAAACACUCCAAAGCACAACGGCCAGCGAGCAGCUGACCAAUCAUCCCCUGUCGCCUGCGGAACCCCUGCCGCUAGCUCUGCGGCUCAGCAGAGCCUGGAUCAUCCAGUGUCCAAUCUCGUCGAGUCACUGGAGGGCUCUAGCACCUAAAUCAGCCUCCUUCCGUGUGAGAGCCAUUCACUUUGGUUUUCAGUCCUGGCUCGAAGAGGUAACCGUGUGUACGUUUUGACUGUCCUGUUCUUACUGUGUGCACAAGUGAGUAGUGUCACCGUGAGGUAGCUUAGUCCCACAAACACCUUGGCCAUCUGUGAUGGAGAAGCCCAGCCAUGGAGAUACUGGGAAUGAGCCUGCCCUAUACCUGCUCUGAAAGACCCAGAACCCAGUUGGGUGUAACCAACAAUGCCAGCACUCCUCUUGGCUUUCUGCAGCCUUUGCCUCGCUGAGAAGAAGGAGAAGGGCCUGGCUAGGACUGAGCCCAGGCUGCAAGCACUGGCCCCAGGGGUUUGGCCAAGUGAUGCUACCUUGGCGCCACGGCUCCUGUUCGGACAGAAGCCAUGCUGAGCCCUAAGAAUCAUAACAUCUGCAUUGUGAGAUUGUCUGCUUGUCACCCUGAGUUUUGCAAGUCAGUGUCCUUGUUAAGCUGUGACUCAGGGUCUGUUUUGGUGGCUGAAUUCUGUUGGUAUUCUAAUGUGGAAGUGAGCUUCCUACCACGUGCGCCUGAGUCUUAACAGUCACUUCUGUGCACAAACACACGCUGCCCCCCCCCCUUUGAUGAGUGUUGUGUCAGAGCUGGGACACAGACCCCAGGGUCCUGUGACUGGCCUGAGUGGUCCUGGCGCCAGUGUAACAGCGUCUGCGCGCAUAUUCGUUCACCCGAGUGCUGCCGUUCUGGAGAAGCAGCUCUGUGUCAUCCGUACUCCAACUUUAAUUUUUUAAAGAGUGCUUUUAACCCUUGGAAACAAAAAUCCAUCUUGUUUUAUAUGUAAGAGCUGUUGGGGAUUUUUAACGAGUAAAUCAAGCACUACCCGCAAACGA
This is a messenger RNA of Jaculus jaculus (lesser Egyptian jerboa), 6011 nucleotides long. RefSeq names its product protein phosphatase 1 regulatory subunit 26 (gene Ppp1r26). Gene Ontology annotation, molecular function: protein phosphatase inhibitor activity. Gene Ontology annotation, biological process: negative regulation of phosphatase activity. The transcript has 5 exons. Bases 953 to 4528 code for a protein of 1191 amino acids. The record is from RefSeq and is a predicted model, not a curated record. Lineage: Eukaryota; Metazoa; Chordata; Mammalia; Rodentia; Dipodidae.